AUGCUUCACCAAACGCAAAAACGCCCAAGGUCAGAAGAUGAAUCGCAAGAAGCGCAAGCAAAGCGAGCGCGCAACGACUCCAUCAUAACCUCGCAAGAGCAGCGCUGCAACGACAACAAACCCGCAAUCGAAGCCUGGUGCAAAGCACAGCAGACCCACCCCAAAGCACGUUGGUACGAGAAGCUGCACGCUUGGGAAACGAAUGGCUGUCGCGACGUAAGACGCAAGUCAACCGCAACAACAUCGCCGCCUACUCCCGUCACCAUCACACAAACCCCCGGAAUGGAUUCGCCUGCAGAGAUUCUGAACAUUAGACGGCAAUGGGGCGACGCCAAACCAGACCGUCGUAUACAUCCACUAGACAAAGUCGAAGUCCCCGAGUGGCCUACCGAGGACUCACUCGCGGUGUGUACAAAGAGGCCUGAUGGUUUGUACAAGUGCCUACACCCUGAAGGUAGCCACCACAAGUGUUGCCGCGAGGGCCUAACUGAGAAGAACAAGAAGGGUGCUAUUGCCAAGCAGAUACGAGCGUGGAAGACUAGAGUCGAAGAAAUGGUGUUGAAGGGGGAGCUGCAUGUUGCGCAUAAGAUGUGGCCGGAUUGGAACAAGAAGAGUAGGACGGAGUAUGAGGGGGAGGUGGAGAGGUGGGAUGGGGUGUUGGCACUGUUGGGGGGUUUGCAAGGAAAGAAUAAAGGGGGGCAAGGACUUGGGACGCCAUCUCCUCGUCCUGUUGCGGCGCCAAUUCCUCGUCCUGCAGCGUCGCCUGCUCGAAGGACUCCGAUCGAGGCUGCCCGUCAGGCUAGUCCGCAGGAAUAUGCGCCGCAGGCAUUCGUUCCAUCCGCGUCACCGACUCAGCAGAUGUCCCCGUUGCAACAGGCUACCCACACACAUACAGCAUCGCGGCAGUUCCAACAUCAGUCCCCACAGCAGCGGCCAGUUCAACAUCCAGCCAACACAGACAGCACAGCGAGUUCACCAGCUCAUCCUGGGUCUUACCAGCAACCUCAAGCGCAACCUACCUACCACAAUUCGCCGACCCGAGAUUUCGCCACCUCGGCCACAUCCAGGAGUCCGGAUUUAUCAGCGAAGCAUGGAUAUGGCAGCCCUGCCUUUGCUUACGCCGGACCGCAUUCGAAUGGAUCGCCUCCACAGCGGGCUGCAGCCGGCACCUUCCCUCAACCCAGGUCGCAUCAAGCUGCAGUGAUUGCGUCUGGAGCAGUACCUGGAGUGGGUCAACAGACACCGCAGUAUGCGCCAACACCGGACAAGACACUGUCGCCAGUCGCCGCUGCACGAUCGGAUUAUCCUAGCAACAUCCAGGCCACGCCUCAGUCCUUCUCUCGAGAGCAAGAGCAGCGUUCACAGCAACAGCAAGCUUCGAAGCCGGCUCGAAAUGUGAGCCAACAGCAAGCCGCCGUCCAGCUGCCAUCAUCAGGCGCAGCGACAAACCAUGCGGCCAAAACAUGUCCAGCACCCACCCAAAUGACGACAAGCCCAAGCCCAAGCACAGCGGCAAAGCGCACUUCCGCUUCCAUCAAUACACCAAAAAUGUCCUCCACUCACACCCUCUCGCCGGACAAGUCUUCCACGCUUGCAGCUUCGUCGCCUACCAGGCCAAAGCAUGCUGUAAACUACCAACCGGAAGCGAUUCGCAUGCUGCAACAGCAGAUCAAGGACCAUGAGCCUAUUGUGCUUGGUGGGCUGAAGAUCACUAGAGAUGAUGUGACCACAAGUAUGAAUGGCUGCAUUCGUAAACUUACGACGGCAUUGCAGUCGCAAGCCGAAGAAGUUGCGCAGAAAGAGGUCCAGGAAGCUGCGCGGAAGGAGGCAGAAGAAGUUGCGCGGAAGGAAGCUGAGGAGACUGCACGGAAGGAAGCUGAGGACACUGCGCGUGCUAACUUUAAGGACGCUUCUCAAGACCAAGCUGAAACUACCGACGAGAUUGCUGCUCUCGCGGUCUCAAACGACAACGAAGGCCACGAACUAGACUACCUGUUUUCCGACACUCCUAUUCGGGCGUCUCACAGCCACCCCAUCAACUUCGGCAACGUAAACGAAUAUCUCUUCGACGACAGCGCCGACAGUAACGAAUGGCGCCCCGAAAUCAUGCCCGACCUGCCACCUGACUUCGGGAAGAUGGACCUUAUUGAGAUGACACGUCGCGCCUUUGAAGAAGAACCUUCACCCUCACAGCCAGAAGAGCAGCCUGAGCAGGAAGAAGACACACUAGCUGACCUGAGCUACCCCGAAGCGUGGUUCAUAGAAGACGUCGAGGACUUCGUCACCAGUGGUCCGCUUCCUGAGUGGAUGCAACGGCCUACGACGGAUUUCACUUUGGAGCACAUGUCGCGUUGGGAUGCGGACAUGGUGACGCCGUCGGAUCCACAGGACUGGUUGCAGGCGACCAGGGCCUGGCAGGAGGAAAGGGAUGCGGGUCGGAGGGGAGCGCGUGGAGGUGUGCAGUGA
Alternaria ventricosa is the source of this 2466-nucleotide messenger RNA. RefSeq lists its product as uncharacterized. Lineage: Eukaryota; Fungi; Ascomycota; Dothideomycetes; Pleosporales; Pleosporaceae. The coding region runs from base 1 to 2466 and encodes 821 amino acids. The record is from RefSeq and is a predicted model, not a curated record. The transcript has a single exon.